Molecule: messenger RNA, 1197 nt
Organism: Peniophora sp. CBMAI 1063
Lineage: Eukaryota; Fungi; Basidiomycota; Agaricomycetes; Russulales; Peniophoraceae
Source: the annotation of a GenBank genome assembly
AUGGCUGAAAAACCCUUUGCUAUCUCCGUACCAGACUGCCAGCUCGAACUCUUGCAAAAGAAGCUCGAGCUUACCCGUUUGCCCGACGAGCUCGAGGGUGCAGGUUGGGAUUACGGGGCACCGCGAGCCGACAUCGAGCGGCUGCUCCGACGGUGGAAAAGCGGAUACGAUUGGCGCACCGAAGAAGCCGCCUUGAACAAAGAGCUACCCAUGUUCACACGCGACAUCUCCGUCGAAGGUCACGGCGCGCUUAACGUUCACUACGUUCAUCAGAAGAGCACCACCGCUGGAGCCAUCCCGCUACUCUUUGUGCACGGCUGGCCUGGAAGCUUCAUCGAAGUUCGCAAGAUCUUGCCUCUACUCGUUACGCCCAACAAUCCCGAUGCGCCAGCUUUCCAUGUUGUCGCCCUUGGGCUUCCUGGCUAUGGGUUCUCCGAAGCCCCGAAGAAGCCGGGUUUUGGCCCGAAGCAGAUGGCUGAAGUGGGCCACAAGCUAAUGCUUGCCCUGAGAUACGACGAGUAUGUUUGCCAGGGUGGAGACUGGGGAUGCCUGAUCACCAUGAUCAUCGCAAGCAUCUAUGGGCCUAAACACGCGAAGGCGUGGCACACAAACAUGCCAGACCUAGAGAUGAAGAGACCAGAUGACAUCUCCCAGUACAACGAGCGCGACCGCGCGGCAAUCAAUCGUCUUGAGGAUUUCUUGAAGACAGGAUCAGGGUACAUGGCCAUCCAAAGCACGAAGCCCCAGACGCUCGGAUAUAGUCUUUCCGACUCUCCGGUUGGACUGCUCGCUUGGAUAUACGAGAAGCUGGUAGCGUGGACCGAUGCAUAUUCAUGGAAUGAGGAUGAGGUUCUGACCUGGAUCUCCAUUUACUGGUUCUCUCGAGCUGGGCCUACGGCAUCUACGCGGCUCUACUAUGAGGCAAUGGCGGGUGGAUCCAGCAGUGAACCGGGGGCUCUCUUCAAUGUGUUCAAAGUCAAUGUACCCAUCGGCCUGUCCUUCUUCCCCCGAGAGAUCAGUACGCCACCCGAGUCGUACGUCCCUCCGCACGGUCAAGUUGUGCAGUCUGUACGACACGAACGCGGCGGACAUUUCGCCGCCUAUGAGGUGCCCGAUCUUCUCGUAGGAGACCUGCGAAAGAUGUUCGGGAAGGAGGGUAAAGCUUAUGGAGUCGUGAAGAAGAACGACGGGUAUUGA